ACCCACACGCCCAGGCCCCCACUGCGCUGCCUCUCCCCAUCGCCACGAGGCCCCGUCGCUGGGGGAUCCGCUCACCGCCCCCACUGCUAGCGGGCUAGCAGCCUACUGCUCCCGCCUGCACGCCGCUAGGCUCUCCUAGACUCUAGUCGCCACCGCUAUUAUUACCCCUAGCGCUUGAUUACAAAUCGCAAGCGCUUCGUGGUGGCAGCGGCAGCGGCAGCGCCACGGCCACCCCCGAGCACCCGGAUCGGUCGGUCUGGGACCCGGAGGGAGGGAAGCUUCGCCGGGGAUGGAGCCGUCGCGGCGGCUCCUGCUGUCGGACUACGACGGCGCGGUCGAGUCGCCGCUGCCGUCGCCGCCGCACCCCUCGGCCACGCCGUUCCGGCCCGGGGUGGCCGUCGUCGUGGGCAUCCUCACCAGCGUCUUCUCCAUCACGUUCCUGCUCCUGCUCUACGCCAAGCACUGCAAGCGCAGCGCCGCGGAGUCGUCGGGGCCCUACGGCGGCGGCGCCGGCAGCGGCGGGUUCGGGUCGUCGGGCGCCGGCGCGGCGGGCGACCGGAGGAACUCGGGCGUCGACCGCGCCGUCGUGGAGUCGCUGCCCGUGUUCCGCUACGGCGCGCUGCGCGGGCAGAAGGAGGGGCUCGAGUGCGCCGUCUGCCUCGGCCGCUUCGAGCCCUCGGAGGCGCUGCGGCUGCUGCCCAAGUGCCGGCACGGGUUCCACGUCGAGUGCGUCGACACCUGGCUCGACGCGCACUCCACCUGCCCGCUCUGCCGCUCCCGCGUCGACCCGGAGGACGUGCUGCUGCUCCCGGAGCCGCCCAAGCCGUCCACCACGGGGCCGCCCGACCCGCCGGACGCCAAGGCGGCGGCCAAAGAGGCGUCCCCGGGGGCGCCCGCCGCUCCCGCUCCGUCGCCCGCGCCGGGCGGGCGGAGGAUCUCCGGCCGGCACUCCACGGGGUCGGUGCGCGCGCCCGGGCGGGUCGGCCCCAGCUCGCGCCGGUCGGCCGACGGCGGAGUGGCCAUCGGCUGCUUCGACGGCGCCAAGGUGCGCAAGGACCGCGUGCUCCUGGUGGAGCCCGCGGCCGUGGUGGCCGAGCCGGAUCCGGAGGCGUUCGACCGGCGGUUCGGGCACCGCAUCCUGGUGAGCACGGUGGGCGGGUGCGCGGGCGAGACGCCCCCCGCGGCGCAGCAGCGGUGGAGCGACCUGCGGCCGUCGGACCUCAUGUUCGUGCGCUCCGAGUUCCUGGUCACGGACGCCGCCGGUCGCUACUCCUGCUCCGCGACCGUCGCCAGCUCGGGCAGCGCCCGGAGCGCCAUCGGCGUGCGGAGCCUGUCGGAGCUGGCGGGCGUCUGCCGCCUCCCGCCCAUCCGCGCCGGGGCGCGCGAGGGCGAGCCCCGGGCCACCGGCGCGCCGCGGCGGUGGCGGCCCGGGUCGAGCUGGUGGGGGCCCGCCCGCGUCCGGGCGUAACGGCCCUAGCGCCUGCUAGGUCACUGUUCACGCGCGGUCGGGGCCCACGUUACGGCCCGGAGAGAAAAAGCUCCUCCCGUCGACGCUGCCAGACUUGCCCCUGAAGGAUGGGCCGGAAUUGCAGACGCCGCGCGCCCGUUUGGGUCACGUGAUGGGCAGCGCGGUAAUUUAUGGCGCCCCUUCCCUUCUUUCCGGGGCCACGCCGGCCGCGGCUGCCUCGGGUGCCGCGCCGGAGCUUGGGGAGGAGGCGGGGGAUGUUGCUUUCGCGAGCAUCUCGAGGCGGGUGCUGGCCGGUACGUGCGGCGCGGAUUGGGGCGCGGCCCGCGGAGAUCGAGGCUGGGUGGCCGCGGAUCCCCUGCGGCGGCCGGGACGGGGCAAGCACGGUGGUGUGGUGUUGGUGGGUGCUGUUGCCGGUGGCCGGGCGGCGCGCAGGUGAGGUUUUGGCGGCUUGCGUCGGCCGGGUCGGGGGUUAGGGAACCAUACGGGAGCUCAAGGUUGGGCAGGCGGAGCGUAGUUGUACUAGCGCUGCUAAAAAUUCUUUUGUCUGCAAUGAACAAGGCAAAGUGCCGUGGCUUUUUUGGUGUAAAGCGAAGCAAAGCCGCAUGCA
Panicum virgatum (switchgrass) is the source of this 2075-nucleotide messenger RNA. RefSeq names its product RING-H2 finger protein ATL43-like. NCBI's taxonomy places the organism in Eukaryota, Viridiplantae, Streptophyta, Magnoliopsida, Poales, Poaceae. The record is from RefSeq and is a predicted model, not a curated record. Bases 290 to 1468 code for a protein of 392 amino acids. The transcript has a single exon.